Striga hermonthica is the source of this 1317-nucleotide messenger RNA. NCBI's taxonomy places the organism in Eukaryota, Viridiplantae, Streptophyta, Magnoliopsida, Lamiales, Orobanchaceae. The record is from the annotation of a GenBank genome assembly.
AUGAAGAUUGAAGUCCUUUCCAAAGAGCUGAUAAAGCCUUCUGUUCCAACCCCAACUCACCUCAAAGACUUCAAACUCUCCUUCAUAGAUGAGAGGAUACCAACUUCUUACAUGCCUCUCAUACUCUAUUACAAGUUCGGAGUCGACAAAGACGUUAUUAAACAAUCCGAAAUGUGUAUUCGGUUGAAGCGUUCCUUGUCGGAAGCUUUGGUCCGUUUUUAUCCCUUGGCCGGGAGGAUGCGCGGCCAGGCCUCGGUCGAAUGCAAUGACGCGGGGAUUUUGUACAUCGAAGCUCGAGCCGAGGGGAAGAACAUCUCGGACAUCGUUAAAUCGAUGGACUCGCGUGAUUUGGACAGGCUCGUGCCGUUCGAAUCCAACGGCUGUGUUUCGGGUGCGGAAGAACAGUUGGCAGUUCAGGUGACCUUAUUUACUUGCGGGGGGCUCUCCAUCGGGAUAUGUCUCUCGCACCGAAUAGCCGACAUCUGCACGCUCGACUCGUUCAUCAAAUGUUGGGUGGCCUUAGCCUCAUCCGAGGCCCGCGGCCACCCUAUCUCUCCUAUCUUUAACUCCUCCACCCUCUUCCCUCCCCGCAACACUCCCGAUUUUAGGCCCAACUUCAGAAGCCCGUCCGUCCAGCCCAUGCGAUCCGCCAAGCCCGUCAUGAGAAGGUUCGUGUUCACUCCAAAAGCUAUAAACGCGCUAAAGCUUCUAGCCACGGAGGGCUCAUUGGCGGACGCCAAGCCGACUCGGGUGGAAGUGUUGACUGCCUUUCUCUGGAGUCGUUGCCUGGCGGCAAAACAGAUAAUUGGCGGGAAACCGGUGAGGUCGGUGGCCUAUCAUCCGAUAAACCUGAGGGGAAAGAUUUCGGAGCUGACGGAGAAUUCGUUCGGCAACAUUUUCCAAAUGACGCGCGCGGAGAACGAGGGGGAGACUGACUGGGUUCGGCUGGUGGAGAAGGUGAGAGCUGCAUUCAAGAAAAUCGACAGCGAGUAUGUGAGGAAGCUGCAAGGCGAAAAGGGUUUCGAGCUUGCGAAGGAGAACUUCAUGGAGAUUAGUAAGCUUCUGCUGCUUGGAGAUGUGGAGAUAUUCAGGUUCAGCAGCUACAGCAGGUUCGGAUUCUAUGAGGCGGACUUUGGGUGGGGAAGGCCUGCUUGGGCGAGCAGCGCCGGGUAUUUGGGUACGGAUACCAUCUUGCUAAUCGACUCGUUGCAGUGUACGGGUGGCAUUGAGGCGUGGGUUGUGAUGGCUAAGCAAGAUAUGGAGAGGCUUCAGCAGGACUUGGAGAUCCAGCUAUUGACUUCAUCUUUUGUAUCAUGA